Messenger RNA from Branchiostoma belcheri (Belcher's lancelet), 4213 nucleotides. Its product is annotated as obscurin-like. The coding region runs from base 143 to 4213 and encodes 1356 amino acids. Lineage: Eukaryota; Metazoa; Chordata; Leptocardii; Amphioxiformes; Branchiostomatidae. The transcript has 17 exons. The record is from RefSeq and is a predicted model, not a curated record.
ACGCUGCACAGGGCACAGUAGAUGCUUAGUAAACUGAAGGUUAACAUCUCUCUAACAUCUUACAGCUCUGGCGGACUUCCGGCAGGGUCUGGAAGACCAGUACGCAGUAGAGGGCGACGAAAAGGCGCAGUUCUCGUGCGAAAUGAGCGUGUUUGACUCCCCUGCGGUUUGGUACCGUGAGGAAACUAAGCUGGAGAGUGAUGAUAAAUACCAGCUCGACCAGGACGGGAACUUCCACUAUCUCACCAUCAAGGAUGUGAAGAAAGAGGACCAGACUGCGUACUCGUGCGAGUCCAAGCACAGGAAAACUACAGCCACUCUACAUGUGGAAGCGCUGAUAUUUUUCGAGCAAGGUCUAGAAGACCAGUACGCGAUCGAGGGUGAUGCGAAGGCCAAGUUCGAGUGCGAAAUGUCUCAGCCCGGCGAGUCAGCAAAGUGGUUUAAGGAUGAGGAAGAGCUUCAGGAAAACGACAAGUACAAGAUGAGUGCAGUUGGGAACAGCCACACUCUGACCAUCCAUGAUAUAGUCGUAGACGAUCAGACCAUGUACUCGUGUGCUUCCAGACACCGCAAAACAACUGCCAAAUUAUACGUAGAAGGUGUAAUUGACUUUGAGCCUGGUCUGGAGGACCAGUACGCCGUGGAGUUUGACAAGCAGGCGAAGUUCUCCUGUAGAAUGACUCAGGAAGACGCUGAGGCAACUUGGUACAAGGAAGAAGAAGUUAUCGAAGCUUCAGACAAAUUCGAAAUAGUCCGAGAUGGCCACGAGCACCAUCUUAUCAUUAAAGAUAUCAAACUAGAAGACCAGACCAACUAUUCGUGCGCGUCCAAGCAUCGCAAAACAACUGCGAAUCUCUUCGUAGAAGCGUUUAUCGACUUUGAACCUGGCCUUGAGGACCAGUAUGCGGUGGAAGCUGAUGAGAAGGCGCAGUUCACCUGCAAGAUGACCAAGGCCAAUGCCGACGCCACCUGGUUCCGAGAUGACAUUGUUCUGGAACAGUCUGAUAAAUACGAGAUGCUCGUUGACGGUCAGGUUCAUACUUUGAUCAUCCACGACAUCCUGCUGACGGACCAGACGGCCUACUCAUGCGCCUCUAAACACAACAAAACAACCGCCAACCUGUUUGUGGAAGCGCUAAUCGACUUCCCCAGUAAGCUCAAAGACCAGUACGCGGUCGAGGGCGAUGCGAAGGCCGUGUUUACCUGCCAAAUGACGGCAGCGAACAGCGAGGCUACCUGGUACAGGGAGGACGACGUUCUGGAAAAGUCUGACAAAUACGAGACUAGCGUAGACGGGUAUGUUUACAUGCUGGUGGUGAAGGAUGUGAAGAGAGAGGACGAGACCUACUAUUCCUGCGCAUCGAAACACCGCAAAACUACUGCAAACCUUUACGUGGAAGUUCCUGCCAAAUUUGUGCUGGGGAUGGAAGACCGGCACGCGAUCGAGGGCGACGAGCAGGUCGUGUUUAACUGCGCCAUGUCCGAGCCCGACCGCCAGGUCACCUGGUACCGCGAGGACGAGCCUCUGGCCGCCGAUUUCAAAUACGAGCUGGUAUCGGAGGGCACGAUGCACAGACUGAUCAUCAGGGACGUUAGGCGGCAGGACGAGACCACGUACGCGUGCGCGUCCAAAGAUGACAGGACAGAAGCGAACCUUACAGUGGAAGUCCUGCACAAGUUUACCCAGGGUAUGGAUGACCAACGCGCGACGGAGGGCGACGUGGAAGCCGCCUUCACCUGUCUCAUGUCCGAAGAAGACGCGAAAGUCCAGUGGUACCUGGAGGGCCAGCAGCUCGAGCCCAGCGACAAGUUUGAGAUGGUCACAGACGGGAAACUGCAGGAGCUCAUCAUUAAGAACAUUGUGCUUGAGGAUGAGACCGAGUACACCUGUAUGUCUAAGGACGACUCCACUACAGCGAAGUUGUAUGUGGAAGCACUACCGCCUGAAAUCAAGCGUGGUUUGGAGGACGUAGAGAUCUAUGAAAAAGAAACCGCGUCCUUCGAAAUAGAACUUACAAAACCCGUUGAGGAAUUCUCCUGGUUCAAAAAGGGAGAGAAACUCGAGGCCGGUGAAAAAGUCGCCAUCGAGAGAAUGAACGACCUGACCUUCAGGCUGAUCCUGCGCGAUGCCGUUCUAGAAGACGAGGGUUCGAUCAAAUUCGAAUCUGGUGACCUGAAAUCUACUGCUAUGCUCACUGUUCUAGCUCUUCCUUCUGAGAUCGAGAAGAAUCUUGAAGACGUGGAGAUCUACGAGAAGGAGACGGCAACGUUCGAGCUUGAGCUGACGAAGCCAGUGGAUGAGUACAGGUGGUACAAGAAGGGUGCAGUGCUGGAGAUGGGAGAGAAAGUGAAGAUGGUGGAGGAAGGGUCACUGUACAGACUCACGCUCGAGGACUGCCAAGUGGACGACCAGGGAGCGGUCAAGUUCGAGUCCGGACAUGUCAGACCCUCCGCUAGUCUCAUUGUCAAAGCUCUCAUCAAGUCGCCUCACGGUCUCCAGGAUCAGACGAUCUUCGAAACCGAAACUGCGAGUUUCGAGAUCGAGCUGGCGCGACCUUUCGACGAGUUCACGUGGUCUAAGAACGGCGAGGCGCUGACCUCAAGUGACACCGUUGUCAUGGAGAGGGACCAGUGCGUCUAUCGUCUGACGCUCCACAAGUGUCGUCUGAGCGACACCGGAGAAAUCAGAUUCGGGUUCCUAGACCUCGAGUCUACCGCUAAGCUCACAGUGAAAGCUCUGCUUAAGAAGGGUCUUCAGGACCGCGAGGUGUUUGAAACAGAAACCGCCGUGUUCGAGACGGAACUCUGCAAACCCGUGGACGAGUUCCGCUGGUUCCGUAAAGGCGAGGUUCUCGUUCCUGGGGCGGACGUGGUGUUUGAGACGGAGGAGGCACGCUACAAGCUGUCGCUGAAGAACUGCCGUAUGGCCGACGCCGGGGAGAUCAAGUUCGAGUUCAUGGGCCUGGAGACUGCCGCGAAUCUCACUGUCAAAGAUAUGAUAAAGAAGGGUCUUGAGGACGUGGAGAUCUUUGAGACGGAGAACGCGUCGUUCCAAAUCAUCCUGGCCAAGCCCAUAGAGUCGUACUCCUGGCACCAGAAAGGGCAGAAACUGGAGGAGAACGAGAACGUCGUGAUGCAGGUGGACGAGUUCAUCUACAGGCUCACGCUCAAGAACUGCUCCAUGGAGGACGCCGGAAGCAUCAAGUUCGAGUUCUUUGGCAUCGAGUCCAACGGCUCGCUCAUUGUCAAAGACCUUCUGAAGAAGGGUCUCGAUGAUGUAGAGAUCUUUGAGAAGGAGACGGCGUACUUCCAGGUAGUGCUAGCUAAGGCUGUGAAGGAUUUCCGCUGGUUUAAGGCCGGCGUGAUCCUUGAGCCGAGCGACGAUUGCCUGAUACGAGCCGAGGGCGUUCUGUACAGCCUGACGCUAAAGCAUUGCGUGAUAGAGGACACGUCUGCGAUCAAAUUUGAGUUCCUGAACCAUGAGACUUCUGGACAGCUGAUUGUCAAAGCCCUGCCGCCUCAGCUGCGGCGCGACCUGAAGGACCAGGAGAUCUGGGAGGAAGAGGCCGCGCGGUUCGAGCUGGAGCUGACCAAACCGGUCGACGUUUACAGCUGGUUCCUGAAGGGCGAGGAGCUGGCACAAGGAGAGAAUGUCGUGUUUGAGGAUGACGGAAACGUGCACCGCCUGAUUCUGCUGAACUGUCGGGUGGAUCAGACCGGCGCCGUGCGAUUCAGCACGGGCGGACUCAUCUCGUCCGCCACGCUCGUCGUCAAAGCACUACCCAUUGAGAUUAUCCGCGGCCUGACUGACCAAGAAGUGUUUGAGAUGGAGAGCGCUUCCUUCGAGAUCGAGCUCAGCCGACCCGUGGAAGACUUUAAGUGGUACCAGAAGGGUAUAAAGCUGGAGGAGACCAACAAUGUUUCCUUCGAGGUUGUUGAUGAGCGAACGUACAAGGUGGAGCUGAGAGACUGUCACCUGGAGGACAUGGGGACUGUACGGUUUGAGGCCGGCAGUGUCAAACCGUCUGCUACGCUCAUCGUGAAAGGUACACAGACGUUGCCUAUAGAGAUCAUCCGCGCCCUGCAAGACCAGGAGGUGUUCGAGCAGGAAAGCGCCUCGUUCGAGAUCGAGCUCGGCCGCGCCCUGCCCGGCGCCAAGUGGUACAAGAAGGGCGCGGAGCUGGAGAGUUCCGACACGGUCAAGAUCGACUGA